UCACAGUUUGGAGCGGACCGGCGCCAUGUCCUCGGCCUCCUGGGUGAACUCGGCGACGGCGGGGCCCCCCCCCCACCCGGGGAUGAUCGCCCCCUCUGGACGCCGAGGGAAGCUCAUCUACACCCCGAUGCUCCGGAUGGACCAGGCCUCCGGACGCAGCCAGCCGAUGUGGAGCGACGGCAGCGCCAGCCUCCCCGCCGCCUCCCGGGCCGCCGCGGGCUGGUACCCCGGUCAGACCCGGACCCUCGGUAGCGUCAGGAUGCCCCCCGUCAGCCACAGCUACCUGGAGAAAGGGAGCGCAGACAGCCUGGUGGAGUCGAUCCUGAUCUCCGAGGGUCUCGGAGUCUACGCCCGGGACCCGAAGUUCGUGAACUUUGCGAAGCGUGAGAUCGCGGAGGCGUGUCACCUGAGUCUGGACGACAUGGAGAGCGCGGCGUCCGACCUCAUCGCCCGCGGAGCCAGCCAGUCCAUCUCUCGCUUCGAGGACGAGCUGGCCGACGAGAUGAACUGCGUGAUCUCUUACUGAGGUCCGUAAAAAAACUGCAUUAACAGUGAGAGGAAGUAAGGAGAGAGGAUUGUGAAGGGAGGAAGUGUUAUUUAAACCUGCUGUGGAAAGAGAGAGAGAAACGUGUGUGAUUUUCUUUUUGUCUGAAGUUCAAAUGUUGUGUUUUUUUUGUAAAUGCCAAAACACACACUAACACACACCCUGAUUUUAAGAGCAGUAUGUGGCAGGACUGCGUUGUUUUGCUGCAGAAAACUGGACUUCUUUUUUGCAUUGUGUUCUCAUUUUAUACUGUACAUGAACUGUUGUCCCUUUAUACUCCUGUACAAACUGUAAAAAUAGAAAAUAUGACAUCAAUAAAAUGUUUAUAAUUUAUUAAACGAAUAACGAUACGCGAGUGCCCAACAGCAUUCGCUAUUUUAGAGAAGUAUUUAAAUAUAUAAAACAUAUUGAAUAUCCUCUUUUAAGAAACAUGAAAACUAAUAGAAGCAUUUUUGAUUUUUGUGACUUUAAAUAAAGCAUCAUGUUUUCUCAA
Molecule: messenger RNA, 1037 nt
Organism: Notothenia coriiceps (black rockcod)
Lineage: Eukaryota; Metazoa; Chordata; Actinopteri; Perciformes; Nototheniidae
Product: voltage-dependent L-type calcium channel subunit alpha-1F-like
Exons: 2
Coding region: 26-526 (166 amino acids)
Source: RefSeq, a predicted model, not a curated record